CUAGAUGUAGCUCCAUAUUUCCGUGUGUCUCCGGGCCAGGUCCAGACCCAUCUAGAGGGUAACAGGCUGGUACUGACCUGUCUGGCUGAAGGCUCCUGGCCUCUACAGUACCGAUGGAUCCUCAACAACACAGAUAUCACACACUUCUCUCCACUAUACACGUAUGUUAUCCCAGAGGUCCAGAGGUCAGAUGCUGGGUUGUAUCAGUGUGUGGUCAGGAACAGGAUGGGAGCCCUGUUACAGAGGAGAGCUGAGGUGCAGGUCGCCUUUAUGGGUAACUUUUCUGGUGAAGAGCAGCGUCGUACAGUCAGUGUUGGUCGAGCUGCGGUCCUGAACACUCCAACCGUCAGCUGCUUCCCUCGACCGCAGGUCACCUGGUACAGAGACGGUCACAAGAUAAUCCCCAGCAACAGAGUAGCCAUGUCGUUGGACAAUCAGCUGGUUGUCUUGUCGGCCAGGGCGGCUGAUGCGGGGCGGUACUACGUACAGGCGGUCAACGGGCUGACCGGACAGAACCACACCUCUCCCUCUGUCUACCUCAGCAUGGCUGACCCUGAUGCUCUGGUUGAGCCCGUGGCUCCGGUGAUUGUGAUUGGUCCGAAGAAUAUGUCCGUCGUGGCAGGGAGGGAAGCUACACUUGAGUGUAUUGCUAACGCCAGGCCGGUGGACUGGUGUUGUCGUGGAAACGUAAUGGGCGUCGGCUGGCCAGUGGAGUGGGCGUACAAAACACACGUCACUGACCCUCUGGCCCCUCCCUGUCACUGUACUGGGAGGCAAAACUCCACCACCAGACCCACCGAGGCCCGGGCCCAUCUCACUGUACUGGAGCCUCCGUACUUCACUGCUGAACCCAGACUAAAGAGUGUAGCAACGGUGGACAGGAACGUGGACUUACACUGUCAGGCCAAGGGUGUCACCCCCUCCUUCUCCCUCCUCCCCUCUGACCUCACCGUUACCGACGGCAACUCGGCUGUGUUCACCUGCGAGACCACUGGAGCCCCCAAACCUGCUGUCUGUUGGAGGAGAGUUCGUACAUUCAUCUCCGUCCCGCCGGUGGACCAGAGGGUCAUCAAGGGAACCACGGCAACCCUGGACUGUAACGCUACACACGACCCCAGGAUCAACAUCAGUGUGGUGCAGUACCUCCAGCUCAGCGGGGCAGAGUUUCUGUAUGUUAACAUGAUUCUGUAUCUCUGUAGUUUCCAGUGUGUGCAGUACCUCCAGCCCAGCGGGGCAGAGUGUCUUUUCCAGUGUGGUGGAGCAGUACCACUCCAGCCCAGCGGGGGCAGAGUGUCUCUAUGUUAA
Molecule: messenger RNA, 1305 nt
Organism: Oncorhynchus gorbuscha (pink salmon)
Lineage: Eukaryota; Metazoa; Chordata; Actinopteri; Salmoniformes; Salmonidae
Product: protein sidekick-1-like
Exons: 11
Biological process (GO): axon guidance; dendrite self-avoidance; homophilic cell-cell adhesion
Cellular component (GO): plasma membrane; axon
Molecular function (GO): cell-cell adhesion mediator activity
Source: RefSeq, a predicted model, not a curated record